AUGAUAUCAGACACUGUCAAGAUCGUUCUGGUCGUGGUCUCUCCUGUCGUUUUCUUCUCAUCACUCGUGGUGAUAGGCCUCCUCAUUCGCCGGCGCGUCAACAAGCGCUCUCCUCCCCUGCUCUCCGCCCAAGCCCCGCACGCCGAGACCCUCGCAGCGGACUCCUCUGCCUCCAAUGAUCCCAAUCCAGGGAUACUCGGUCCAAGCGUCGAGCUGCCUGCACACUCCGAGAAAGUCAUCUCGGUCCGUCGCCUCUCGGCCUACCCGCACAUGGACGAGAUCCGCCGCGUCAGCUCGGUCGUCUCCACACUGGGGGACGUGACUGCGGUGCAGCAAGAGCGGACGCGGCGGGGAUCGACCGCUAGUAUCUCGAUUGGAGGUGGCGACGUGGCGACAACGCUCAUCGUCACGGAGAUGGGAGAUGGGCAUGUAGGUGUGGAGAGGCGACCGUCCAUCCCCGAGGCCCAUGAUCUCCCUGCGUCGAGUUCGACCCGGACUCGAGCCGGGUCCGCCUCUACCAGCUCAGCAACCAGGGACCCUGGAUCACCGCAAGACAAGCGCUUCUCGAUGCACCUAUCCUACAUCGUCCCAUCAACAAGUAUGUCCCCCUCUGAGCUGAUGGAGACGCUCACUACCCCUCUUCCGCCCAUGUCUGCAACCCCUCAUCCCCGCUCCCCGACGAAGAAGAAAGAGCGCCCCGACUCGAUCGAGCUAGCUAUGGCCCGAUCUCCUACUCUGGUCUCCCACCACCAUCCUCCACCCGCCCCACCGGCCAUUCCCGUUCUCGCACCCAAAGCCGAAUCGCCGCAUACCGAUCCCGGGCAAAUCUUCAAGGGCUGGGAAGGAUUCUCAUCCUCUCCUCCUUCGGCGGUCUCGCGAGGUGCCGAUGGCGAGCUACCGCCCAGACGGAGCAGCCUGGACGGGAAGCAGAUCGCCAAGCUGGUCGCUGGAAAGACGGAGAAGGGGCCAGAAGGAGAGGUGGAAGCGGAAACGGUAGAGAUUGUGCUAUCCCCUGCGCGAAUCGCGCUCCCCAAGUCCCCCGACCCGUGA
Messenger RNA from Dioszegia hungarica, 1050 nucleotides. RefSeq lists its product as uncharacterized. The record is from RefSeq and is a predicted model, not a curated record. Lineage: Eukaryota; Fungi; Basidiomycota; Tremellomycetes; Tremellales; Bulleribasidiaceae. The coding region runs from base 1 to 1050 and encodes 349 amino acids. The transcript has 2 exons.